AUGUCUGAAAUAUCAGUCCGAGGUAAUCUAAUGUCAGGGAGAGACGUGUCAUACAUUCUAAUGUAACAGGGGAAUGGAUGCAGACUCACAGUUGGUUUGGCCAUUGCCAUGAGCAAUAUCUCAUUUCAUGUAUGAAUUAUAACUUAUAUAUUAGUUAUAACAUGAAAACAUGGGCAUUCAUCUUUAUUGAAAACUAUGAGAUUGAAUUUGAUAGUUGCGUUAAAGAGAGCAGUUUAAUUGCCAUGGUGAUAAUGAAGGGAAUUGUGUAAACGUUGAGAUGUUGACACAUCUAUAAUAUUCUCAGUUGCUCAUAUUGUUUAUAAUUAAAUGUUGAUUAUGAAAUGAGUAUGUUCCCACGCUUGGCUAUUCUUACAUUUUAUACUUUAAUAUGUAAAUUAGCCUACAGGUUUUUUUAUGCAUUACAUUUUUCCCUUUAUCAAGCUAGCACUGCACUCACCAAAUCUACAGCCAUUUGCCCACACCAAGUUGCCCACAGAAAUUAAUUUGCGUGUUAGCCAAUCAAAGUGCAGCCGUGUUCAAAGUGCAAGACCUCCCCUGUGCAAUUAGGCCCCCCACUGGCCGUUCAAUUUAUGCCUGAUGGGUCUAGAUCACACAUUAUAUUACUGUUGUAUGAGCCAGGAGUUACAUGCAGGAGCCUUUGACACAAAUGGGUUGGAGCUGAAUUAAAUGGGGAAGGAGGAGAAAAUAAAUCAUAUAUAUUCUUGAUCCCUCUCUGCUAUUUAUACUCUGAUUAUUCACCCUUCUAACUAUGUUGUUUUGUGUGUUGUGUUGUUUCUUUCUCCUUAGAAGAGGGCCUGAACCAUGAGUGUAAGCUCUGCAGUCAGUCGUUCGACUCACCAGCCAAACUCCAAUGCCACCUGAUCGAGCACAGCUUUGAGGGCAUGGGCGGCACCUUCAAGUGUCCGGUCUGCUUCACAGGUGAGUGUCUGCGUGUGUGUAUGUGUGUCCUCAGAGACCCCCACCCACAGACAUGCAUUACAAUGCAAAGCAAUUUCCAGAAACCUCAUUGUUUGUCUGAAAUGGCAAAUGGUUUUCUAAAUGAGUAUGAAAAGGUCAGAAAGGCAGGUCAGUCAAAGCUGAAAGCAGUUUGUUGCGUGCAUCUUAAUAUUUACUCAAAUUGCCUCUAAAUCAAGACCCCUCAGACUGUCAUGAGCAGAGGGAUAGAGGGUAGAGGAGGAUAGAGAGAGAAUUGGGGAGAGAGAGAGAGAAAGAGAGAUGCGGAAGAGGGAGGGCUAGAGAGAGGGAGGAAAAGAGCACGCUAGAGUGGAAUAAAGAGGAAGGGGGAUGAAGGGAGUGAAGGAGGGAGAGUGAAGUGCUAAUUGUGGAUGUCGGUGGUGCUGAUAGCUGUAAUGAUCUCAUCUGUCUGUGUGCGAGGAGGUGGAAGGACCAUGCAGGACUCCUCCGGAGAGGAUAACGCCCUCCUUCAGUGUCAACAGGGUUAACUAUCUCUAUAAUGAAAUCUGCAAAGUCGUUAACUUCUCCUCCAGCUCCUCGCCAUUCUUUCUUUUCCCCCUCUCUCAGCUCUUUAGCUAUACUCUUUAUUUUUCACUUUUCCAUUCCUCAGCUCUUUAAUCACUUCACUCGUUUUUACCUCAGUGUUUUUUCCUCAGUUAAUAUUUUGAAUUGAUCAGGUCUCAUCAUUUUACUUGUCUCAUAUGUUCACUCCUCCGCUCUUCUCCUCCAUCUUCAGCUCUUCUCUUGUCCUAUUGUCCAGUAGAUGCUCACUCAUUUUCCUCCUUUCUCUCGCUUUUCUCAGUAUUCACCCCUCCUCUCAUCCCCAUCUCCUCUCAUUGCUGUUUGGCCUUAUCUCUCAUUUAGCAGCAGCUUAUUGAUAUUUCCCUCCCCUCCUCCCCCUCUCCCCUCUCCCCCCUCCUCCUCCAACCGCCAGGGUCGGGACGUUUAAUAUACAGAGCAUGCUUUCUUCAUCUGAGCCUUCAUUUUCUACCGGCAGCUUUGACAGACAGGUCCCCCUUUUCCCUCUGCAUCCAUAUCGAUCACGGCGGCAGGCGCAGGAGAGAGAGGGAUGCAGAGAGGGAGAGGGAGAGGGAGAGGGAGAGGGAGAGAGAGAGAGAGAGAGAGAGAGAGAGAGAGAGAGAGAGAGAGAGAGAGAGAGAGAGAGAGAGAGAGAGAGAGAGAGAGAGAGAACCCUCAGGACAGUGGUGGUAGAGCAGACACACAGAGGCGGGGGACGGGGGGAUGGAUGGAUGGAAGUUGUGGACCAUGGGGAGUAUGGAUGGAGAGACUGAAAGGCCUGCUUCUGUUGAGGAAGGAGGGAGGGGACAGACUGAGACUCAGAUCACACUAGCCUCCUCAGGCAUUUUCUGGAUAGGGAGAAAUAGGUUGGGGGCGGUUGUCUGUGAGACCCAGUCUGUCCUUGAAAACAUUUAUGCCACUUAAGAUGGACUCAGUGAUACAAGUCUGUAUCCAAAUGAUCCAGUUUACCCGGCGAGGCAUGUCUGUGUCGGAGGGGCAAAAUGACUGUCAGUGAGUUAAUUACACUCUAGUCUGGUGGCGGUAGAUCCCAUUUUGAAACCAGGAGAAUGGACAGACCAUAUAGGAGCUGGUAAUGAAAAACAUAAGUAAUAUAAAGGAAGAAGAAGACAACUUUGGGGAAAGCUACAGUACAGCUCUGCAAAUGGCAAGUUGUGAAUGUAAGAUGAAAGGAGGGAGGGAGGGAGGGAGGGGGAGAAGAGAGCUGGGGAACGGAAGGAGGGUAAAUGGGAGUGGAAGGGAGGAGAGGAGAUGAGAGGAGAGGAGAGGAGAGCAAAGAGGUCCAUAAGCCCCUGGAUGAUGAGAGAGAGUGAGGCUGACUCUCCCAGGACAGCUUUGACAGGUUUCAGAAGUGGGGGAGCCUGCAGCUAGAAGGGUCUGCUCUUCCUGAACCCUUAGGAGCAGCUGCAAGGGGCUGCCAGGGAAAAUGUGAUUGGGAAUAUUAUGAGGGUUAAGACAAACAAAACAGAAGAAAGUGUUCAGGAUGAAAGUCAUGUGUGUGUGUUCCCCCCUUAUGUCACAGUAGGCGAAUGAAAGUCACAGAACUCCAGGGUGUUCUUUGUCUUUUUUUGAAAAUAGAAAGUGUAUAACAAAAAGGUUGAUUUCUGUAUUUCAUUCCUUACAUUCCUUCCAUUCCUUCCAUUCCUACCAUUCCUUCCAUGAACUGCCAGUCUCUUCUGUUGUCAUCAUAGAAUGAGGUUGUUGAAUCCAACAAAAGUAAAAAAGCAUCUCAAAAUGAAGCUUAUUACUAACAAUGAAAUAACAUCAGUCCGAGAGCACUGACUCACGUUGCCGGCAAAUCUAUAGCUGUCCUAUCAUGAAUUCCUGGGUGUGAAACACAAGUAAAUAAAACAGAUAGAUAAAUAAAUAAAUAAAAAAGUUGAAAGGGAGAAUAAAAGCAGGAUCAACUUUUCCUCCCACAAACAGCUUAGUAAUGGUGAUGUACAGUACCAGUCAAAAGUUUGGAUACACCUACUCAUUCAAUGGUUUUUCUUUAUUUUUACUAUUUUCUACAUUGUAUGAAAUAACACAUAUGGAAUCAUGUAGUAACCAAAAAAGUGUUAAACAAAUCCAAAUAUAUUUUAUAUUUGAGAUUCUUCAAAGUAGCCACCCUUUGCCUUGAUGACAGCGUUGCACACUCUUGACAUUCUCUCAACCAGCUUCAUGAGGUAGUCAACUGGAAUCCAUUUCAAUUAAAAGGUGUGCCUUGUUAAAAGUUAAUUUGUGGAAUGUCUUUCCUUCUUAAUGCGUUUGAGCCAAUCAGUUGUGUUGUGACUAGGUAGGGGUGGUAUACAGAAGAUAGCCCUAUUUGGUAAAAGACCAAGUCCAUAUUAUGGCAAGAACAGCUCAAAUAAGCAAAGAGAAACGACAGUCCAUCAUUACUUUAAGACAUGAAGGUCAGUCAAUCCGGAAAAUUUCAACAACUUUGAAAGUUCCUUCAAGUGCAGUCGCAAAAACCAUCAAGCGCUAUGAUGAAACUGGCUCUCAUGAGGACCGCCACAGGAAAGGAAGACCCAGAGUUACCUCUGCUGCAGAGGAUAAGUUCAUUAGAGUUACCAGCCUCAGAAAUUGCAGCCCAAAUAAAUGCUUCACAGAGUUCAAGUAACAGACACAUCUCAACAUCAACUGUUCAGAGGUGACUGUGUGAAUCAGACCUUUAUGGAUGAAUUACUGCAAAGAAACCACUACUAAAGGACACCAAUAAUAAGAAGAUACUUGCUUGGGCCAAGAAACACGAGCAAUUGACAUUAAACCGGUGGAAAUGUGUCCUUUGGUCUGAUGAGUCCAAAUGUGAGAUUUUUGAUUCCAACCACUGUGUCUUUGUGAGGCGCAGAGUAGGUGAAAGGAUGAUCUCCACAUGUGUGGUUCCCACUGUGAAGCAUGGAGGAGGAGGUGUGAUGGUGUGGUGGGUGCUUUGCUGGUGACACUGUCAGUGAUUUAUUUAGAAUUCAAGGCACACUUAACCAGCAUGGCUACCACAGCAUUCUGCAGCAAUACGCCAUCCCAUCUGGUUUGCGCUUAGUGUGAAUAUAAUUUGUUUUUCGACAGGACAAUGACCCAACACACCUCCACGCUGUGUAAGGGCUAUUUGACCAAGAAGGAGAGUAAUGGAGUGCUGCAUCAGAUGACCUGGCCUCCACAAUCACCCUGACCUCAACCCAAUUGAGAUGGUUUGGGAUGAGUUGGACCGCAGAGUAAAGGAAAAGCAGCCAACAAGUGCUCAGCAUUUGUGGGAACUCCUUCAAGACUGUUGGAAAAGCAUUCCACAUGAAGCUGGUUGAGAGAAUGCCAAGAGUGUGCAAUGCUGUCAUCAAGGCAAAGGGUGGCUACUUUGAAGAAUCUAAAAUCUAAAAUAUAUUUUGAUUUGUUUAACACUUUUUUGGUUACUAUAUGAUUCCAUAUAUGUUAUUUCAUAGUUUUGAUGUCUUCACUAUUAUUCUACAAUGUAGAAAAUAGUAAAAAUAAAGAAAAACCCUUGAAUGAGUAGGUGUGUCCAAUCUUUUGACUGGUAAUAUCCCCGACAGCCAGGAGACCUUGGCCCCUCCGCCCCGCCGCCUCAGCUCAGACCACCCCCAGACCUGCUCACUCAGUCAGCCAGAAAAGUCCACAAAGUCGUAUUGCUCGCUCUCUCGCACUCACUCGCUCUCUUUCGAACACACUUGUUUUCUCAUUCCCUAUCUCUCUACCUCUCUCUCCAUCUCUUUCCCUGUCUCUCUCUCUCCCUCUCUUUCCCUCUCUCUCUCUCUCCCUCUCUCCCCUGUCUCUCUCUCCCUCUCUUUCCCUUUCUCUCUCUCAGCCUCUCGGUUUCUUGCUCUGUAUCUUGCUUCCUCUCUCUGCUUUUACUAUGGCAGUGUCCUAAAAAAAAAUGCACCCACCUCCCCAACGUUAAGAAUAUUUUCGCACGACCCUCCCCUUGUAUUGUAAAACAUUUUUGCACACCCUCCCCCUCAUACAAUUCACUCAAAAUAAUGUUUCCGACCACAAAUAACAAUAACUUUAGCAACCCAGUGUUUAUAAACGUGGAUAUCGACUUUGCCACUUCAGCAUGCUUUUGUGGCACAGUCGAUGACACACAAGGCUAUGGGCCAGAAGAUUGAGUGUUCGCCAACCACCACAGCUCUCCUGGCCUGUUUCAAUAGACUUACACUGUGAUCAGAGCCGGCUGUAGACAAUGAUCAACUAGGUGGAAAUCAGAUUUUCAACAUUUUUGAAGUAGCCUAAUCAGAUUAAAACAUUGUGACUGGUUGUGUUUAUGGAAAGUGGAUACCUAGUCAGUUGCACAACUGAAUGCAUUCAACUGAAUUUAAUCCAACCCCUCUGAAUCAGAGAGGUGAAGGGGGCUGCCUUAAUCGACGUCCAUGUCAUCGGCACCUGGGGAGCAGGUGUUGUUGGGGGGUUAACUGCCUUGCUCAAGGGCAGAACUGCAGAUUUUCCCACCUUGCUGCCUCAGGGAUUCAAACCAGCGACCUUUCGGUUACUGGCCCAACGCUCUUAACCGUUAUGCUACCUGCCUCCCCUAAAAGGUAAUACAUUGAAAAAGUUAAAUGACAAAUAUUUAGGCUAUAUUGAAGCGUUAGGUUCUAGGUGCGCAAGGAAUAGCCACUCAGAUCGGAGAGGCAGAGCACGCAUUAGGCUUUCCUGAAUAACUGGUUCUGCUGGGAGCAUAUGUGGCCACAUUAUUAUAGGACGAUUUAGGAGAAUGAUGAUGCAACAGACAGCGCAUUCAGUAUCAGAACUGAAAAUACAGCCAGACUGACCUGCUACUGUGCCUUUAUAGGCCUUAUAAACUGUAGAGAGUAGACCCACAACUGAUCCAAAUUCAAAUCACAGGGCUUUUGCUCCGUUAUUCAAAUGACAAUUUCACUGCAGUUUACAGCCUAGAUUAGAAUUUUGUACUCACUUGAAAACAAUAAUGCAAUUAUUCAUUGCAAUGUGGUGUUGUAGUCUAAUCUAGGUAGGAUAAUUAUAUUGUCCCUAAAGAAGAUCAAUAGGGGAGCUUUUUUGAGCUGCCUCUCCGCUUAUAUUGAACAUUGGUGCAGCUUUAUAGGAUUGCUAGUUAGCCUAUUACAGAUCUGGACAAACAAUCCACCUACCACUAUUGUCACUAUGAAUGGUGGAUAGAGGGCAGGAUAGACAGUUAGACUGGUAGACUAUAUUGGCCUGUGGUAUAGUUAGCGCGCGGAAAAGUGUAAUGCAUAAGGGAAGUACCAAAACACCUUGACGUAGGGGAGGCGCAUGCAAGCAGAUUAGAACAUUUGGCUAGAAUGGAAGAAAUUAUAUAGUAAAACCUGCAAAAGGGCGAAUGUAAACCCGGGAAAUAAUGCAUUAUAAAAAGCAAAAUAAAAAGUUAGACAACCCUCCCCUAUUAGCCCACUGUCUCUUAGCCAACUGUCUCUUAGCCCACUGUCUCUUAGCUAGCCCACUGUCUCUUAGCCCACUGUCUCUUAGCCCACUGUCUCUUAGCCCACUGGGUUUUACGCAUAGUGUUGCAACAUUCAUUUCUGAUGAUCAAGCUGUGAAUGCAUAUUUGCCAGGGUAAGGGUUGGAUAUGAUUCAAGGAUUGGUACAAACUGACAAUUACAUCAACCAACUGAAUAUUGAUGUAUGAACAGGGUCAGAAGACAUGUAAACAUCGUGAUAUGAGGAAUAGGAGCUCACCUGACACCACUGUGGUGUACUGUAUUGUAGGUAGGUGUGGGAUUUGCAACCCAACCCCCAGAUGAAAACGUGUCCAGGGCACAAUUUAGCAGCCGAGAGAAAACGUGUUGAGGUUGGGUUGGGAAUAUGAACGCCUCUCAGUCUUGAGGCUUUUCUUUGGAUUUCUCUGCCUCCCAGUCCAAGACAUAAUGAUAACCCACUGUUGUUGGUUUUACCUGUUUCUAUGCAGAGCAGACAGACAUAACCAUGGCUUUAAAAAACAGCUAUUGUCUGCUAACCUAUUUUCAGUUUAAAAACAUAUGUCAAAAACACAAUCAAAGCCACAAUCAUUGUAGCCUCUUAGCACAAAUAGUUAUAUAUUUAAAGUGUUGGAUAUUAUCAUGUUGUAGUUAACCUUGGGAUAAAACAAGGCUGUUGUGAAUAGAACAUCCAGCAAGCUAUCUCUAUCUCUGUCUGUUUGUCCUUGUGACGCUCUGAUAAUUUGUUUUUAAAAGUGGGCCAUAACCCAUAACCAUAGUUGUAACGCUGUUUGUUGGUUCAUUAGUGUGACUUUGUUCAUGUCAGUGUUCAACGCGGUGUUUAGUUUAGUCGUGUACCGCAGACAGCUGUCACUGAGAUAUUAGUAGCCAGGCAGUGUCUGUCACUCUGGAUGUAAAGCGCUAGCUAGAGAUAUAUAAAUGUUUUGUUUUUUGUUUUUUUAAGGACCGUAGGUGGCGGCCAUCCUGGUGUCUGUCUGCCGGAGCUAAGUGAGCCUCAGGCAUAUACAGCUCAAUAAUUAAUAUCAGCUCUCCCUGGUGCACUCAAAUUGGGACAUGUUGACGUUGCGAGCUCCACCAUGCGCCUGUGCACUGCAGUGUGGCUCCCAUCAGGGGCAAAUGGGCUGAUGCGACCCCAAAGUGCUCUCAAAUAGACACCUCACCUUUAGCGGCUGCUUUUCAUUCCCCUCCCUGCGGCCCUCAGCCCCUCAGCCCCUCAGCCCAGGCGGUGCAUGCAUUAAGAGAAAAGUUAUUUUGAGCUGUUAAGAAAUUCAAAUGAAGCCUGGCCCCACACGGUAACUUUUCGGAAGCAGCCAGACCUUAGAGAGUAGACAGCCGGUACGUACUUCCUUAAAGCACAGGGGUCUGGGAUAACAAACGCCAUGUUUGAAGUGCUCCUCUGAGAACACAGAAAGAGACACACACACACACACACACUCACUCACAAACACACACACACACACAAAUUACACAGACAAGCACACACGCAUACACACGUCUCCCUAGUCUACUGUAGCAACGUGGACUAUCUAUGGCUUAAUUAAAGCACAAAUGCAUAGUAUAUAUUUAUAUAUUUUAAGUGCCAGGCAAGUUGUGUGAGUGUGUGUGUUUAUAUCAUAGUGACUGUAGCCUUAUUCUGCAUAAAUAAAUAGUGCAUCUGCAUGAAUAUUUAUAUUGUCAAUAUCAUUAGCGAUGUAGAGUAAUGGAGGCCUUUUUUUGCACUUGAAGCAAUGCCAAUUUCUUCUGUGGUUGUUUAUUUUCUAGCUUGUUGUCCCCACAGUAUUUCUAAAUAAAUAUCCUCAUUAUUCUCAGAACAUUAUGGCCUAGCUCACUGUACCGUAGCAUCACAGCCGGGUAUGACCACUCUGUUCAAAGACUGUCAGAUAGGCCUGUCAAAGUUCAGUUAUUUCCUUUAUAUAUUAUGUCCUUUAUUGUCCGUACAACAUAUUCAGUCGCCCGGAUUUAGUGCAUUUUCCUAGCUAUUGUUGAUGCAUAUAUAUUGGCUUUAUAAUAAUUUGUUUCUCCUUUUUGUUUUUGUUUCAUUUAGCCUAUGGCAUUGUGGUUUAUUUUGCAUUUGCCCUUAUUUCCUGAUAGCUGUAUUCCUUUUGUUAGCAAAAUGUUUAUUUUACUAUGAUUUCAGAAAAGAUACUCACUUUCUUUCUCUUCUUCCUCUCUUUCUCCCCCUCUCCCCUCUCUCUCUCUCUCCCUCUUCCCUCGCUCUGUCUGUAGUAUUUGUCCAGGCCAGUAAGCUCCAGCAACACAUCUUCUCAGCCCAUGGCCAGGAGGAUAAGAUAUACGACUGCUCCCCAUGCCCACAGAAGUUCUUCUUCCAGACCGAGCUACAGGUAAACCCAGACUUAGACCUGUUGGUGGUCACCACCACCAAGCACACACACACACACACACACACACACACACACAUAUGCAUACAAACACACACACACACACUCACACACAAAUACAUACACGUGCAAGCAGGAGUACACACACACUUCGCAUCCUCUCUGUUCCGGUUGAGAUUGGGAGACUCAGACGGAAUUACUCCAGUUGGUUUCCAAACUCAUUUGUGAUCAACAGAUACGGAAUGAUUUGAUUUGCUUAUUAGACCUAACAUAUCUGGAAUUAGAAGGAUUAGGAGAAUGUGCUUUUUGGGGAGUAAUUACUAUACUGUACAGAGAAAAAAACACAGUUCAGUCAAUAAUAUGACACCAACUCCCAGCCUCAUAAUCACAGAGGAGGCACUCAUGGCUAAAUAUGAUCUGUGUCUGUAGGGAUGCCGUAUCUGCCCUUCAACAAAGUUAGAAUUUGGACUCUUUGAAACUCUCAAUGUUGUAGAGAUAAUCCAUGUUGAAGCCAUCUCUUCCCACUAUCCUCAGAGUACUUGAACAAAAUGAAAAGGCCUUAUAUUAUUUCAGUCGUCAUCUUGUUGUUUUCAAGUAGCUCGAUCAUCUUUGGGGGAAUUGUACCCUGGCAGGCCAUGCCACAUAUUUCCUAUUUUUUAAAAUAAAUCUUUCAUUUUCUAUUAGUACCUCUUGUAUCUGAAACAUUGUGUGUUGGCACCUCAUAGUUGAGCACUGAGGACCCUAAAAUAUAUGAAUAUAGCCAUCUGAGUAGAGACAAUUUAUUGUCAACGCUCAUUACAAUGUUUCAUAUGUCCAAGCACCUUGUGAAACCCACUAGUACACUCUUAGAAAAAAGGGUUCCAAAAGGGUUCUGCGGCUGUCCUCAUAGGAGAACCCUUGUUUGUUUCAGAUAGAACCCUUUUUGGUUCCAGGUAGAACACUUUUGGGUUCCAUGUAGAACCCUAUGUGGAAAUGGUUCUAAAUGGAACCCAAAAGGGUUCUACCUGGAACCAAAAGGGGUUCUAUCUGGAACCAAAAAGGGUUGUCCUAUGAGGACAGCCGCAGAACCAUUUUGGAACCCUCAGACAGAAGAUGUUCAUAUUGACAUUCAGCCAGUAAACACAGAUCCAUGGUGUACCAGGAGGAAGGUGAAUGUGAUCAUUAUCUACCGGUCAGUUGAGUCUACAGAACAGACCGGCAUGAAUAAAAUAAGUCUUGAUGCACCACCCACAAACAUACAGGUUCUUCAUGGAGGACAAGGUUAUUAGUAACUAACAAGUAUUGUGAGUGUCCUCUCUCUCACGACACAACAUGGCAAACACAGUAUCUUAUUUAUCCCACGUCAUCUCUCAUUGGAACGAGUGUUUCGAGUGUUUUCGCUAUAGCCAGGGUUGUUACAAGUACCUGUAAACAAUCUCAAAUAACCUGGGGAUGUUUUUCCUACUUUUUACUCUGACAUGUUUUGGGAUCCAGCUCCCAGAGUUGUUGUUUCAUGCUUGUAUUGUUUUACACUCUUUGUGAAGAGACGGAGAGCAAACAUGAAAGAUCAAUGGCACUUUGUUGUGAAGCAGAGGGUUAUGAAAAGGAGAGCAUGGAUUGAGUUUAGGGGAUAAGAUUAUCAUUAUAUUCAACCUGUGCCAUGGCAUGCUCUAGAAGCAACCCCCAGUGGGUGCAUACACACAUAGACACACACAUGUGCACACAUGCGCACGUACACACACACACAGGCUUAUCACACUUAAACAUACAUUCAGAACACGGCAUUUACAUAAAUUCACAUAAUACAAGAUACACAAGCAGUUGAUUAACACCAAGACCAUCCACUGACUCCCCCUGGAGUUCCUUUUUUUAAAUAAUGAAGACACAUGUUUUCAAAGAAAAUGACAUUUUUAUUUGAUGACCUACAAUGUGUUGUACAAUGUGAACAAUGUUUCUAGAAUAUAGAUGUCUCUUUUCUACUGCAUCCAUACUGCGGCAUAAUGCUAGUCAAAGUUUAUGAACCGUAUACAAGUUGUUGUUUUUUAUAUCACUACUCAAACAUGUCUCCCUAACAUGGUAAAGUCAUUUGUCAAUCUCUCUGUUGUGAAGCUGUCAUCCAGCGAUGAGGAGAUAGAUGUUGCUUCUCUCUCUGCCUGGUCUGCCUGGAGUUUUGAGUUUCUCUCUCCUCAUACACCCUGACACUCUGGCCCAAUCUCUGGCUACCUGGUGGUCUCCUCAUCUCUCACAGUAGUCAGAGAGGUCAAGGGGUUAGUGCAGGCUGGGAGGGAGAGAGGAGAGGGGAAGCAGGCAGGGGGGAGAGAGGAAAGGGAGAGCUGCCUGCCAUGGUAGGCAGGUAAAGGGAAGCAGCAACGAUAUUUUAUUAAUUUGCCGCUGAGAUUCCCUGAAACAUACCAAAGGCUGUGACAGGGAUCCAGCGAUACCCCCCUCUCCCCCACCGCCUCCCCCUUCUCCCCCACCGUCCACCCAUCUUCCCCUAACGCCUCCCCCUGUGAACUCUACCCUGCGAGGGGUAGCCAAUUUUCACCGGCCUGUCGAGAUGGAUGAUGGGAGAGCAUCCGUCUAAUCAGCCCUCCCAGGACCCCCUGCCCGGCCACCCCCUCGGACCGGACAGAUUGACUGACUCCUGGGCCUCGGUGACCCAGAAUCCACAGUCCAGAAGAGACUCUGCUCUCUGUCUGUCUUUCUCUCUCUCUCCUUCUCACUCCUCUCUCUCCCUUUCUAUCUGUCUUUAUCACUCUCUCUUUCCCCCUUUCUCCUGUUUCCAGAACCCUCCUGAGGAACACCCCCCCCCCCCCCCCCCCCCUCAUGAGUUGCUGAUGGGGAGGGCCAAUGGUUCAGUGUUUGUGCUAUGGGGUGUGGCUCUGUGUGUCUCCCCUGUUCUCCUCACGCUCUCCUCUCUCUCGCUCUAUUAUCUAUCUUAUCGCUCUAUCUCUAUCCCUCUCGAGAAUCUCUCGUCGUUAUAGAUAUGAUAUAUGAGCUUCUCUCUAAGGUCUUUUCUCGCGAUAUCCGUCUUCCGUAGAGAGUCGCUCGCUCUCUCCUAGCUCUCGUGUUCUUCUAUGAUCCUUCUCUCCUUCCCUCCUCUCCUCUCUCUCUUCCUUCUCUCUCUCUCUCUUCUCCCCUCUCUCUCUCUCUUCCCCUCUUCUCCCCCCAAUACCCCUAAUGCCCACCACCCAUGCAUCUAUGUCACAUCCAGAAGAUGACACAUCCACUUCUAGUUUCCCCAAUCUACUGUACUCUUACUUCCUCCCAUGCUCAGACUGUCUCAGCCCCUUACCCUGGUUUGGACAAGCCAGGGGUUUGAGGGUACUCAGGACUGGCCAUGUUGAAUUUUAUAAGUAUUAGAUUCAGUGGAUGUGUCUCUUCCUUAUUACAUAAGGCACUGAGCCACUGACAAUGCUCUGCUAUUCCACAGGAUUAAUGAGGCAGAUAUAUUAACGGAUGGUGGUGGCAGUGAAUUAGCCAGAGCUUAAGUCUGACAUUUCUAUAAGUGGAAGUUCAUUUUGCAGUUCCACCACAAGUGUGCAAGAGUGGGAUACAGUAUAUCCUCCCUUCCUCUGUAUAAUGAUGAACCCUAUUCCUCCUAAGGCAAGACAAUGAUAUUCAAGUUACACAACAGUGAAGAUUACAUUUUUUCUGGGAUGAGAUUUUUAUCCUUCACUUUCAUGAUCAUUCCUUAGAAGUCGUGUAUGUCCUGCUCCAACUGACAGAUGAGAGGAGAGGAGAGGAGAGGAGAGGAGAGGAGAGGAGAGGAGAGGAGAGGAGAGGAGAGGAGAGGAGAGGAGAGGAGAGGAGAGGAGAGGAGAGGAGAGGAGAGGAGAGGAGAGGAGAGGAGAGGAGAGGAGAGGGUAGUCAGUGGGUACAUUAGGACUUCUCCUUCUCCCUCUUUCCUUAGAUACCCACAGGACACGCACCUUAAUUGGAGUGUCUUUUAAAAGGAUUCCUUCAAAGACGAUGAUGCUCGGUCCAAAGCUCCAGCUCUGUAAUGAGUGCUAGAAGUGACAAGAACACGUCUGUAUCAUGUUGUACGUCUUCUUCUCACAAAUUAGAUUCUCCAUCUUCCUCUGUGUGUGAUGGCCAUUAUUGUCAAGCUGUGACCGAUUUUUAUGUUUUAAAUUAAGGAAAUGUAUUAGCGGGGGUGUCGCCGGGUUAGUGUAAACAGCGAUGCAUGUCGUGACAUCCAUAAUUUUUUGGGAAAAUGCUUAAAAAUUGGGGGAAAAGAUGAUACCUUGGAAAUAGAGCAGAAUAAUCACCAUGGGUUCACUGUAUUGCUAAUGAUAUUAUUGCAUUAGCAUGUGUAAUAGCAUAGCCCACUCUACUGUAGAUCUGAAAACAAUUUUAGGGUAAUUUCUCAAAGUCUGCGAGAGCCAAAAUAUACUGACAAUCAUCACACUAAAUAUGAUUUAAACAAUAUUAAGUUUGUCAGUGUUUUUUGGAGUGUGAUGUUUGUCCUUGUUUUUGAGGCUCUCGCAGACUUUGAGAAACUGAAACGAGGCAAAGAAUCAUUCUGACACGGUACAUUGGGACUAUAAUUCCCAUAAAGAUUGAUUUUAGAAUUUACCAUUUGGAAUAUGCCCCCACCUGGAGUGCACCAUGUCCCUAACACGCGCCACUCUGAGGCUCAUCUACAUUUGUUUAGCCCUCAAAAACAUAACUUUUUGAGAUUACACUAUCUUCAUUUGCCAAGUGUGAUAGCUUCACAUGCGUUUGAACUCCUGGUUUUAUCUUUUUAAAUGACAAGCUGUUCUUCUCUUCAACCACAAUGCUGUCACCAUUUCAAAAGGUUGAGCAGCAAAAUGAAAGUGAAAUGAAUAGAAGGGCACAACUGUGUGUUUGUGAUGCGCUAUCAUUAAUAUUUAAGUGUAUUUAUAAUGAUGUACAAACACGCUGUACAAACAGUCGUCAGCGCUGUAAAAGGGGACGUAAACAUUGUGAGAUGAAUGGCGACCACGUAACACAGUCGUGGUGUUCUACUUUCCUACUGUAGGUGGAUCAGAAUUAGACAGCAUGACAAACCUAAUGAUCCUAGGAGGAUUUUCUCUCUGCAGUGUGUGUGUGUGUGUGUGUGUGUGUGUGUGUGUGUGUGUGUACACACGGGAGUGUGUAUGUACGUUUGUGCGUCUGUGUGAGUGUGUAUGUACAGUAUUUGUCUCUGUUUCUUCCUUUCCAAGGGUGGGUCUGAUGUGUACAUGCGAACACAGUGUCUGGAGGGAAACAUGACAAAAACUCCCAGAAGCCUUUGAGGCAUUCUCUUUCUCUUCUUCCCCCGCUCGCUGUACUACUGGGAGAAGUUAAAACCAAACAAAGAGAGGGAGGGAUGCUCUGUGCUGGAAUUCAUCACCGGAUCUGUUCCCUAACACACACACACAUUUGUAUUACACUUUUUAUUUGACUUUCUGCAACUUUGAUAAAGCUUGUCAUUAACACCGCAUGAGAAAUGUAUUACAGAUUUAAUUUACCUGUUUAAAGAGAUUCACUUUGCAAAUGUUUGAUUCUAAAUGUGUUUUUACAAAACACUGUUGAGGCUAGCUGGUCCUCACAGUGUCAGAUUAAACAGUUUUUCAAGGAUUCAUUUUCAAACAAGUACAAUAAUUAUUAGACACAUCAAUUUUGUACAAAUGUUACAUGACACCAAUUGUGUGGCUAUUAAAAGUGAAUAUUCUGACUCACUCUCUCAAAACAAGUGGGUAAACGUGAGAGUGUAUUUGUUAUUUGUCGGCGUCACAGUUUCAACCCAAAUCUAACAGUAGCCUUAAAUUCACUCCUAAAAUUCACUCUGUCACUGAAGUAGCUACAGUGAGGGAAAAAAGUGUUUUGAUCCCCUGCUGAUUUUGUACGUUUGCCCACUGACAAAGAAAUGAUCAGUCUAUAAUUUUAAUGGUAGGUUUAUUUGAACAGUGAGAGACAGAAUAACAACAACAAAAUCCAGAAAAACGCAUGUCAAAAAUUUUAUAAAUUGCUUUGCAUUUUAAUGAGGGAAAUAAGUAUUUGUCCCCCUCUCAAUCAGAAAGAUUUCUGGCUCCCAGGUGUCUUUUAUACAGGUAACGAGCUGAGAUUAGGAGCACACACUUAAAGGGAGUGCUCCUAAUCUCAGCUUGUUACCUGUAUAAAAGACACCUGUCCACAGAAGCAAUCAAUCAAUCAGAUUCCAAACUCUCCACCAUGGCCAAGACCAAAGAGCUCUCCAAGGAUGUCAGGGACAAGAUUGUAGACCUACACAAGGCUGGAAUGGGCUACAAGACCAUCGCCAAGCAGCUUGGUGAGAAGGUGACAACAGUUGGUGCGAUUAUUCGCAAAUGGAUGAAACACAAAAUAACUGUCAAUCUCCCUCGGCCUGGGGCUCCAUGCAAGAUCUCACCUCGUGGAGUUGCAAUGAUCAGCCCAGAACUACACGGGCUGUCAAUGAUCUCAAUGAUCUACUACUUGUCAAUUAUCUCAAGGCAGCUGGGACUAUAGUCACCAAGAAAACAAUUGGUAACACACUACGCCGUGAAGGACUGAAAUUCUGCAGUGCCCGCAAGGUCCCCCUGCUCAAGAAAGCACAUAUACAGGCCCGUCUGAAGUUUGCCAAUGAACAUCUGAAUGAUUCAGAGGAGAACUGGGUGAAAGUAUUGUGGUCAGAUGAGACCAAAAUCGAGCUCUUUGGCAUCAACUCAACUCGCCGUGUUUGGAGGAGGAGGAAUGAUGCCUAUGACCCCAAGAACACCAUCCCCACCGUCAAACAUGGAGGUGGAAACAUUAUGCUUUGGGGGUGUUUUUCUGCUAAGGGGACAGGACAACUUCACCACAUCAAAGGGACGAUGGACGGGGCCAUGUAUCGUCAAAUCUUGGGUGAGAACCUCCUUCCCUCAGCCAGGGCAUUGAAAAUGGGUCGUGGAUGGGUAUUCCAGCAUGACAAUGACCCAAAACACACGGCCAAGGCAACAAAGGAGUGGCUCAAGAAGAAGCACAUUAAGGUCCUGGAGUGGCCUAGCCAGUCUCCAGACCUUAAUCCCAUAGAAAAUCUGUGGAGGGAGCUGAAGGUUCGAGUUGCCAAACGUCAGGCUCGAAACCUUAAUGACUUGGAGAAGAUCUGCAAAGAGGAGUGGGACAAAAUCCCUCCUGAGAUGUGUGCAAACCUGGUGGCCAACUACAAGAAACGUCUGACCUCUGUGAUUGCCAACAAGGGUUUUGCCACCAAGUACUAAGUCAUGUUUUGCAGAGGGGUCAAAUACUUAUUUCCCUUAUUAAAAUGCAAAUCAAUUUAUAACAUUUUUGACAUGCGUUUUUUCUGGAUUUUUUUGUUGUUAUUCUGUCUCUCACUGUUCAAAUAAAUCUACCAUUAAAAUUAUAGACUGAUCAUGUCUUUGUCAGUGGGCAAACGUACAAAAUCAGCAGGGGAUCAAAUACUUUUUCCCCUCACUGUAUAGCAGCGAGAGCAAAAGACAGAAAGACAGAGAACAGAGAGAGGAGUAUUGUAUGAGUGAGUUUGCUGUGCUGUAGCAUCAUCGCUACACCACUCAAACUCUUGUCUGUAAGUGAAGUGGUUAAAUGUGAGAGUAAUUGUGUUUUGUUUCUGGAACUGUGGAGCUCCAUGGACCCCAUCUCCCUCUCAGUGACAUGCUUGGAUCUCACAUCCUCUACCCCCCUGCCACCCCCCUGCCUCAGUCUAAUUAGUGUGUGUAGCCCAGGGCUCGCGUCCCACCAAGACUCAGCCCCCCAUCUCCCUCCCAAGAUGGCUCCCCUAAGAAAUAUCCUUAAUUGGGUUCUUUAGUCAUAGUCUCCAUUUUAAGUGUGGAAAGGCAUCUGUGUUGGUAGCUAUCACCUCAGAAAUCAGCUCAGAUUUGUAUAUUUCUCUCGCUCACUUGCUUUCUUUAUCUCUCUCUUUUCACUGUCUCUUUCUCCCCAUCUCCAUCCCUCUCCCUCUGCUCUCUCUCAAUUCCUGUAUGUAUCUCUCUCGCCAUCUCUCUCUCUCUCGCCAUCUCUCUCGCCAUCUCUCUCUCUCUCUCUCUCUCUCUCUCUCUCUCUCUCUCUCUCUCUCUCUCUCUCUCUCUCUCUCUCUCUCUCUCUCUCUCUCUCUCUCUCUCUUACUUUCUCCCAUCUCCCUCCCUCUCCCUCUGCUGUCUCUCAAUUUCUGUAUGUAUCUCUCUCACCAUCUCUCUCUCCCUCUCUCUCUUACUUUCUCUUCAUCUCCCUUCCCUUUCUCUUCAUCUCUAUCUUCCCCUCCCUCUCUCCAUCCCUCCCUCUCUCUCUGCUCUCUCUCUCCUUCCCUCUUUGCCGCUCUGUAGUCGCUUCACUUAAUGAGGCUCUAUAAUAACCCAGUGGUUGUGCAGUUGUUUUGCUACCUCAGUCAAACAGCAGGAUCACUGCAUAGUGGGUUUCUAGCACCAUUCACUUGUCUACUUAGACAGGGUAAUGAUUAUCAUUUGGGGGAACAAAGCACACUAGCCCUCCAAUAGGGGAUCUGUCUUCUCCCGUUGCAUCUGAAAAGAGAAGGAUUUCAACAUUGUUUGUAUAUCCAGCCAGACAAUUCCAGCUAUGACUCAUUUAUUACAUGGCUAUUAUACACACAACUACAUGCCAGAGGCUAGACACAAUAAGACACAUACCAUAGUCUCCCACUCCACGCUAGCCCCAGAGCUAUACUGAAUGUCCACGUGUCUCCAGGCACCACACUUCAAACAAGACGGUUGGUUACCAAGUAGACCGUGGCGGUGGUGGCCAAACAGCGGACGAGGUCAGCCCUCCCUAUGCCCUAAUAAGUGUUGACUGUGGAGAAUGCCAGCUGCUAGUUUUAUUAGUUGUAUUUAUUUAUUUAUUUGAUUGUAUUCUUCAUUAGCUAAACUGGCCAGCAGUAAGCCUGGCCUGAGGCCAAACAGGAAGAGAUUACACCCUAGUGGCCGAGCCAACAGUGUAGAAUGGAGAUCACUCCAAGCAAAGGGGGACUGAGUCAAUACUGGCCUGGGUUCAAUUCAACCCGCGAUCACUGCUCAGACAGAACCCAGGGAAUGUAGUACUGGGACUGCAUGGGCCUGAUCUGUCUGGUCGCAGGGGUGAACUUCACGUAUACAGGUUAGAUAUGAUCAGUCUUGUUACAGUAGCUGGAGAAAACACCAUAGAAAACAAUGGCUAUUUAGAGCUGUGUGGAAUGAAAUAGCAUUUGCCCAGUGCUUUGUGUUAGUAGUUCGGAUACAGCAUGACCCAUAUGUGUCUCUUAAAGCAGCCAAGUGUUCCUGUUUAACCUGUGAUCUGUUCUGAGGCCUGUGAGUUCUUUGUCUCAGCGUAUCUGAGCAGCAGCGUGCUCUGCGCUUAUGUCUUAAUUAAACUUCUGACUGAUUACUAGCAGUAUGCUGUGGCUGGAUCUCUGUGGUUUGGCGCUCCACUUGCUCCCUGUUCUCCAGAUGCAGGUACUGUAUGUUAGCAGACUUAUGUCAGCUACGAGCAGAGAUGUAGUCUCAGCACACACUGACUAGACAUGGGGGGAUAGCCACUACUGUUUGGACAUGGGGGGAUAGCCACUACUGUUUAGACAUGGGGGGGAUAGCCACUACUGUUUGGAUAUGGGGGGAUAGCCACUACUGUUUGGACAUGGGGGGGAUAGCCACUACUGUUUAGACAUGGGGGAUAGCCACUACUGUUUAGACAUGGGGGGGAUAGCCGCUACUGUUUAGACAUGGGGGGAUAGCCACUACUGUUUGGACAUGGGGGGGAUAGCCACUACUGUUUAGACAUGGGGGAUAGCCAUUACUGUUUAGACAUGGGGGGGAUAGCCGCUACUGUUUAGACAUGGGGGGAUAGCCACUACUGUUUGGAUAUGGGGGGGAUAGCCACUAAUGUUUGGAUAUGGGGGGGAUAGCCACUACUGCUUCGAUAUGGGGGGAUAGCCACUACUGUUUAGACAUGGGGGAUAGCCAUCACUGUUUAGACAUGGGGGGGAUAGCCGCUACUGUUUAGACAUGGGGGGGAUAGCCACUACUCUUUAGACAUGGGGGGAUAGCCUCUACUGUUUGGAUAUGGGGGGGAUAGCCACUACUGUUUAGACAUGGGGGGAUAGCCAUUACUGUUUAGACAUGGGGGUAUAGCCACUACUGCUUCGAUAUGGGGGGAAUAGCCGCUGCUAGGGCUGUGGGCUGUAUGACAUUAACACAAUUAUGGAUGUCUUGGAUGGAUACAGGUAGCAGAAGGAAGUGGAGUUAGAGCUAGAAUUGCUAUAAACUCUUGUUGAUGUGAAUAUAUGAUUUAGAAGAAAGUUUCCGUUGCAUACAUGCAUCUCAAGUUAGGAUUCGAACUAGAGUGGAUUGUUUUGGCACCUUUCUCUCUUUUAAUGUCAGUUGAAAUGUCGCAAAUCAAAUUACCAGACUUCUCAACUCCCUAAAUUGUUCUGCAGAAAAUUAUUAACUAAUUGUUGUGAAUUGGUGCUCAUAAAACGUGUCAACAAAUGUUUACCAUUUCAAUUAUGGCUCUUUGAGGCCUAAUGAGAAGCUGAUGUUUUUCACCUGGCCUUGUCUGUGCUCUGUGUUGCCAGGCAUCACGCUUGUAUAAUAUAAUGUCGUCUCGACUUUCCCCCAGUUUGAGGGGUCCCCCGAGACCCAAGUUUAGAGACUCAUUAUUGUUCAUUCUAUCAGCUUUCUGAACACUCUAUAAAGUCACAGCUCUGGGUUGUAAAAGACAGGCUACAACCAGAAAGAAUGAGCUGAGUUCUUAGUCCUGCUAUAGUUUUGCCUAGUUUGUAGAUUAGGGGCGCGUUCCUCUGCCCAGUCGUUGCUGACGCAUGCCAGAUCUUACAACACCUGGAUAGGCAUUUUAAGUAUCAGCUAACCACAUCAUAAUUUAUGUUAUAGCAAUCUGUCAGUCGAUGACACAGUCGAUAAUGUGGCAGGCAACCAUUGGUUGAUGCAUGCAACGUCUGAGCAGGGGAACGUGACCUAGGAGUAAACGAGAGGUUUAAAAUGGCAGCUGAUCUGUUUGGCCUUUUCCUCUGCAGGGCUGAUGUAACAGGUACACUGUUGCCUUGCUGCACUGGAUGGAGACCAGAGGAAUGGGAAACGACAUAAAGAGUGAUUAGUUAAUAAAUCAACUCCCCAGCCUGCAUGCACUUUCCCUCUCUCCCUCUCUCUCUCCUCCCUCUCUCUCUAUCUCUCUCCCUCUCCUCCCUCUCCUUCUCUGUUAAAUUCCCUAAGACAUUUGCAUGGAUUUUCAUGGGUACACAGGACCCCUGCCGGGCGUUCUCCCUCCCUCCCCUCCCUCUCGCCCCCCAUGGGCGUUGCAGCAAUAUGAUGUAAUCAAAUGAAAGGCGGAUGGAGGGUUAAUGUGGCAGAGAGUCAGUCGAUGGAGGAGGAGAGAGUGGAGGAAGAAGAGCCUUCUCAGGCACAGGCUUCAUUCGGGCGAGAGGCGGAUGCACAUUAUUGAUCAGAGCAAAACUUUAUUUAGUGGAGAAUUGACUGCUAAGGGUUUUACCUGGGCUCUGCUGGUAACUGGGACCUGCAGUACAGCAGCAUGGUGUAUGUAGACCAGCGGGUGGUCGGGAAGAACGGUGGGGGUAAGGGAGAGGGGAGAGUGGGGGUAAGAGGUGGAGAUUGGGGAUAAGAUAGGGGGGAGAUGCAGGGUAAGAGAGGGGAGAUUGGUGAUAAAAGAGGGGGGAGAUGCAGGGUAAGAGAGGGGGAGAUUGGGGGUUUGGAAGAAAGGAGAUGGAGUAGCAGGGAGAUUGGUGGUAAGGGGUUUAGUGGUUGGGGUCAGUCAAUCUGUUAUGAAUUGACAUGAUUGAUUUAGGUGACAUUGGUGGGUUGAGGUUAGGAGCUGAGGACGUGUAUUUGGCUGUAUUUCACUGUGUGAAUGGUUGCGCACAUUGGCCUUCAAGAAUUUCAUAAGUGGAAAAUGAAUGAUGGGAGUUCUUAUUUUCUCUCCCUCUUUAUCGCUCUCCCUCCCUCCCUCCCUCCCUCCGUUCUCCACUGAUAUAAAGAACAGUAUCUAUCUUCCACUCUGUGGAGUUCAAUAUCCACAGAGGUAAAGGUAUCAUUUUCAUUUUACCUUUUUUUCUCUCUCUCUUUCUUGUCUUUCUGUUUCCCUCCAGCCUGCAUGGCUGCCACAGCCACUGAAGUCCUUUAGCACCGUCCUUGAAAAAGCCCUCAGUGAGAAAACUCCUGCCAUGUUUAAGGAGAAGGUAGAAUGCAGUGUGUGUCAGACAGAGCUGGGAAGGGGGGGGUAAUACUCCCCAGGGGGGUUAUUUUCCCCUCUAAUAGCUGUUACGAGCCCUACAUUAUAUCCAAGGAGCUACAUUCCUUUGGGGUCCAUACACAUACAUACACACAUACACAUACACUCUCUCUCUCUCUCGCUCUCACUCUCUCUCUCUCUCUCUCUCUCUCUCUCUCUCUCUCUCUCUCUCUCUCUCUCUCUCUCUCUCUCCCUAACACACACAGACACACAGAAAAAAGUACACACACUCUCUCCCAGCCGCUUUGCUUGCUCCGUGUCAAUAUCCUGCCAUUUGAAGUCACGUACUGCAGGGGCUUCUAGGAGUCACUGAGGAGCCAGGCUGACGGGUAAUGGGCCGCAUUCAUUAAUAUGGUUGCCGUGCUCCUGUCCCUCCCCGGCAAUGCCACGGAUGUCUUCACGGGGGGGGGGGGGGGGGGUCGUCCCGUGGGGAGUCUCCUCCCAGACUCACUUAAAGGAGCUUUAUUUCAUAGAGAGAGAGAGAGAGAGAGAGAGAGAGAGAGAGAGAGAGAGAGAGAGAGAGAGAGAGAGGCUGGGGCCGGCUCUUUAAAAAGGAGCGCGGGGGCCCAGGUGAGCCGAGGCUAACCCUUCUAGGGGUCACACUCCCUCCUGCCCCCCGUCAAACAGCUUAUUACCCCACCUGUCGGAAAGUAAUCGCCCCGGCUGAAAGGAAAGCUGUCGAGGUGUUUAAAUGCUUUAUAUGGAGGCACUUGAAAGGGUAAAGAGAGAGGGGAUGGAGGGGAGAGGAGUAACGGACGUGGCCUAGACUGCCUGAGGGAUUCUGCUAUGUUGAUAACUGAAGGUGACUGCAGUCAGUGCAUUGGUAAACUCACCUUUAUGGCUCAGGCUCACUGAAGGAGUCACAACCUUUUGUGGUUCAGGGUCUUUCCAUGUUGUUUAUUCAAAGAGAAUUCAAGCCUACCCAGAGUAGGAGUUUGUGUACGUGUGUGGGUGUGUUUGAACUGUAUGUCACUGUUCUUCUUUGUGUGUGUAAUCAGUGUGUGUGCGUGCUGAUGAGUGUGUGACAGGUGUGCCUAUUCCGUGGAAGUGUAGCGAGUCCAAGGCCAUGUUUUUAACAGCGCGCAGCAAGUGGGGCAUGUGGUUUGCAUUAAAGGGAUUAGCAGUACUUCAAAAGAUGACCUGGAUUCAGCCCACCAGGGACACCAGUUACACACCCCCUGGUCCACACACACACACACACACACACACACACACACACACACACACACACACACACACACACACACACACACACACACACACACUACCUCCUUUAAAGAACCUAGCUGGCACAGCUGAGCCCACUACAACCACUCUCUCUCACUGCACCGCACCCCACCGGUGUGUGUGUGUUAAUAUCUUCCAUCACGGAUAUUACAUGGUAACUGUUGUUUCCAUGUCCACAGCCAUUGAUCUGAUAUUGGUAUUGAUGGUUGGGGAUUGAGAUGUUGGAGGGAGGGAGAUGUUGUCAGCUCAGCGUUGGCGUGUCAGUGUGUCAGGAGAGGACUUAACCAUGUUUAAUCCCUUGGAGUAAAUGUUGAAUGAUACUAAAUGUCCUUAUGUUGAAUUUAAUCUUGAUUCAGUCGUUUUAUUCCUUUCUCUCUUUCUCCCUCUCUGUUCUUCCUCCCGUCCAGAACCACACGUUGACUCAGCACAGCAGCUAACCAGGCAGAUCGUCACUGGGCCUGAGGAGCAGAGGAGAACCAUACGGCGAGGAGGAGAAUCAUGUCUGACCCAGUCACUGGCUCUUUUGCACUGA
Messenger RNA from Coregonus sp. 'balchen', 23216 nucleotides. NCBI's taxonomy places the organism in Eukaryota, Metazoa, Chordata, Actinopteri, Salmoniformes, Salmonidae. The record is from the annotation of a GenBank genome assembly.